AUGAUGCAACUGUGUCGAUGCACCUUCUAAACCUUAAUCUGCGCGAGGCAGCUCCAGAAAGCAGUGGGUUCAUCAGGUGUCGCAGUCAGGCGUGACGCAACUUCAAGACUCAACAGCUACGUGUAUUUUGCCAUGAGAUUGCCCUGAAGCUCCUUCGACACCAUGCAACGCUUUCAUCAUCACAUCCUACCAAUUGACCCUCAGGUGUGUCCGCCUCCUUUGAGCAGCAGCCAGUCAGUGAUCAGCAACCCUGAUAAAUCUCCAAUCAGUACAUUCAAAGCUGGGCACUCACGAAGCAGUAGCACUGGCUCCUCCAAACUUUCAAAGCAGUCUCGUAACUGGGAGGUGAUGGAUGACCUGCCACCGGAAAUGUGUUCAGUUCCUGGCUCCUCUGGGGACCUCAGUAUCCCUGGGAUCUGCGAGGGUUACUUGUUGAAGAGGAGGAAGUACCCGCUCAAAGGCUGGCACAAGAGAUUCUUCCUGUUGGAGAAAGGAAUUCUCAAGUACUCAAAAACCCAACAAGAUAUUCAGCGAGGGAAACUCCAUGGCUCUCUGGACAUCAGCCUGGCUGUUUUGUCCAUCAAUAAGAAAUCUAAACGGAUAGACCUGGAUGCUGGAGACAACCUCUACCACCUCAAGGCAAAGAGCCAUGAAAUCUUCUACAUCUGGUUGACCAAGCUAUGUGCCCAUCGUGUAUAUAGGAAAAAUGAGGCGAUGAGUGUCCACCGUGGUGUCCUUCACGCUCUUUCCAUGGGCCAGAGUUCCCUGCCAGCCAUGGCCACUCUUGUCCACCAAAACAGAACAACACCCCUUCACUAUGCCAGUUCAGCCUCAAUGUACCAACCAGAGAUGGAAACCCCAGCCCCUGCUGUCACCUCCCACCCAGGGGUGACCAGCAAGGUGUCAGCCUGGCUGCAGCAGACUCAUGACAUUGAUGCUACCUCCACUGGCCUGGCUCCCUGUCAAACAGAGCUGACAGAACUGGCUCAGCUCAUCCAGCGACUCCAAUGGUUAGAAGGAGGCCUGCCAAUCUCAAACACAGACCUGGAGAUGCGAAUUAACAUGCAGAAUCUCUUCCUGGAGAAACCCAAGAAGAAGAUGGGGAAAGUGAUGGGUCACGCCAGGACUUUGUCCCGUGCUGAAGCCAUGGGGGGAAAGUUCACUUCUAGCAAUCUGAGUAGCAAUAGCAGCUCCACUUUGGGAGAGUCUCUUCAGUCCAUCCCUGACUAUGUCUACUCUCAGCUGUCCAACCCUCAGGUCAUCUCCCCAGAGGCCAAGAAGCUCCACCAGGACAUCUUCACUGUUUCCCAGAGGGUCCAUGCUUCACUCAAGUCCAUUCAUGAGGUUUUAGCCUUGGAGAGAGAGAGGCUGAGGCAGGCCUGGACCAGCCCUGACCUGAGGCAGAACACCUCACAGCACCUUGCUACACUGUGCAGCACGCUGUCUGAGCUUGAUAUGCAGUCGCGUCUGACCAAAGUCCACUCGCUUUCCCUGUCUUCUGACUCUACUGAGGAAUCCUUCUGCACUGUCCGUCCUGACCAGAACACGCCAUCCAUGGGUCGUCAUCCAUGUUAUCGUGCACCCUCAGUAGCAGAAUCUAUGGCGGAGUAUUUCGACGCCAGUGAGGUGAUCUUGUGCGAAACUUCAUCAGAGGCUGAGGCUUCUGAUGAGUCAGGCCUGAGUGACAUCACCACCACCAGUACCUCAGAGCCAGACGAGGGACACGCCGCUGCAACUCUCAAGUACAGAGACAGUGUGAACAGAGCUCCUGACAAACCCAGACAACUGCCCACUGAUACUGGUCGUCGUACCACCCUCCCUGCCCCAUCAGCAGACAACAGCCAUAUUGGCAUCAUGUCGAUCCUGUACAACAACAUUGGCAAGGACCUGUCCAGAGUCUCUAUGCCAGUUGCUCUUAAUGAGCCGCUGUGUCUGCUGCAGAGAGUCACUGAAGAGCUGGAGUACUCUGAGCUGCUGGACAUCGCCAACCACAUUAACGAUCCAUAUGAGAGAAUGGUUUACGUGGCAGCAUUCUCCAUUUCUGGCUAUGCUUGGGCAUCCUGGAGGAAUCGCUACAAACCCUUCAACCCUGUUCUGGGAGAAACAUUUGAGUGUCACAGAGAAGACAGAGGCUUCCGUUACAUCAGCGAGCAGGUCAGCCAUCACCCACCCAUUUCUGCCUGCCAUGCUGAAUCAGAAAACUUCACUUUCUGGCAAGAUCAGAGAUGGAAAAACAAGUUUUGGGGGAAAUCAGUAGAGAUAAUCUCUUCGGGACUGGUCAACAUUACCCUGCCCAAUUACGGUGAUCACUAUGAGUGGAACAAGGCAGUGACAUGUAUCCACAAUGUGCUGAGUCAGCAGCGCUUUUUGGAACACUAUGGUGAGGUGGUCAUCAGAAACACAAAGAGUGAUGUCUGUACCUGCAAGAUCACCUUUGUCAAAUCUCGCUACUGGAACUCAGACAGCAAUAAGAACGAGGUGCAAGGUGCGGUCCUGGACCAGGCUGGAGAGGUGGUCCAUCGCUUUGGAGGCUCCUGGCAUGAAGGCAUCUUCUGUGACACCCUGCCCACACCAAAGUGCAUCUGGAAGCCCAACGUGCAGCCUGAUGACCACUUUCAGUUCUACGGCUUCUCACGUUACGCCAGAGAACUCAAUGAACUGACACCUGACCUGAAGGCCGUUCUCCCACCUACAGACACACGCUUCAGACCAGACCAAAGGCUCCUGGAGGAGGGAAAGGUAGCAGAGGCAGAUAAAAUGAAGGACAAGGUGGAGGAGAAACAGAGGGAGAGAAGGAAGGAGAUGGCCAAGAGAGGGCAGGAGCACAUCCCCAGGUUUUUCAGGAAAGCUCUGGAUGCGGAUGGCAGAGAAGUGUGGCUGUACAAUGGAACCUACUGGAAGAUCCGCAAAGACCCGGGUUUCUCCAAGACUGAAAACCUGGACCUGUGGUAGAACAAUUCUUCUAGCUUAAUGCUGAGGCUGAAUGAAGCCACCCAGGUGCUGAACACCAAAUAUUAUUAGUAAAAUUGAUUAAUCAUACCCAUGUUAGUCCAGUAACCUCUGCAGAAUAUGAUGUAGUGAUGUGUGGAAACAUAUACAGGCCUGUUGCUACCGUUACUGAAGGGUGUAGAGCAGAAGGGAUGUUGGAAAGCAUACAUGAACCUCUAAUGGGGUUGUUGUGCCACUUAGAGGUGAGGUGCAACUCUGGAACAAAUGAAGACUGAUUUAAUAGAAGCCGGAUGUCUUUCCAGCCUUUCGCCCACCUGCAACCAUAAUGGAGACCUUAAUUAUAAUCACUCAACAGCAAAUCUUAAUUUGAAAUCCCGUCUUUUACUCUUUAUCACUGCCUUUGAAAAGUUGUGGGUAAAAAGCUUCAAGUGUUUGUCUGGAUUCUAGCCUCUCUCUGUUGUAAAAUGCCUUAUAUUUGUGGGAAAAAUGGCAAAUUAUAUGUUAUGCUUUAGUUUUAACAUUUCCAUAUAACUAUUUAGGCUCAGUUUUGUGACAGUUGUGAUGAAUUGAGACAUUGAGUGUAGGAGACUUGCUUCCUGCAGAAGACUGAGAAUGUGCAAAAGCUAAUGCUGGUUCUUCUGGGGUGUAUUAAAGGUGAACUGGUGCUGCUUUCUAUUCUAAGUGGUUCUUGAUGUAUAAACUUGGUUUUAUUUGUAAUGUGUAUUUUGUUUUUUGAUGUUUAGUUGUGAUGCACUGGUGACACAUUGGUUCCCUAAAGUGUCCCUAUACUGGAAAAAUCUAGCUCUUCUCCUGUUAGCUUAGCCUUCUUCCUCUUUUGCUUGUGUGAAUUGUUGGUGUCCAAAACAAUCUGACAGACGAGGAUUCCAUCUCUCGGUUCUUUAUGCUCUCAGUUGAUGCAAUGAAGUAUUUUUAUUGAUGUUUCAACUAUAGAUUUUAAUAAGGAAAAGAGACUAUUGUUAAAUCCCAGCCAGAUGUAUUUUUACAUAAUGGUUUUGUUUCAAAUAAAAUGUUCCAUAAUUAA
Monopterus albus (swamp eel) is the source of this 3991-nucleotide messenger RNA. Its product is annotated as oxysterol-binding protein-related protein 7-like. The record is from RefSeq and is a predicted model, not a curated record. NCBI's taxonomy places the organism in Eukaryota, Metazoa, Chordata, Actinopteri, Synbranchiformes, Synbranchidae. The transcript is spliced from 23 exons. Gene Ontology annotation, molecular function: cholesterol binding. Gene Ontology annotation, cellular component: cytosol; perinuclear endoplasmic reticulum; nuclear membrane. The coding region runs from base 163 to 2952 and encodes 929 amino acids.